Plasmodium falciparum 3D7 is the source of this 1236-nucleotide messenger RNA. Its product is annotated as putative WD repeat-containing protein. NCBI's taxonomy places the organism in Eukaryota, Apicomplexa, Aconoidasida, Haemosporida, Plasmodiidae. The record is from RefSeq and is a predicted model, not a curated record.
AUGAAUGAUGAAACUAAAGUAUUUAAUAAAUGUUUUAAGAAAAUAAGUAAUUGUUAUACUCUAAAUAAAAAAGGAGAAAAAGAAAAUUCAACAGGAAAUCAAUUUGUAUUACAUAAUUGUAUCCAGACAUUAUUAUCAGACCCUAUAGUUGUUUUAUAUACGGAUAAUAAUUAUAUAUGUACUGGAUCUCUUACAGGGAAAGUUUGUUUAUACAAAAUAACGAUUAAAGAAAAUAAAGAAACAAAUACAAACAUAUCUUAUGUUUAUAAUAAUAAUAAUAAUAUUACAGAUGAUGAGAAAAAAUGUAUAAACGAUUUAAAUAAUAGAGAGGAAUUAAAGAAAGAAAACUAUAGCAAAUCAACUAUAGAUGAUGUGGUUAUAAGUAAAAAGGAACUAAAUAAUCACAAUAAUAUAAAUAAUAAUAAUAACAAUAAUAAUAAUAAUAAUAAUAAUAGUGAGAUAAUUAAAAAGUAUCAUAUUUUAUGUAUGUUUAGAAAUAAUAGUAUAAAAUCAAUAUAUAUUGACAAGAAUAAUAUAUAUAUAUGUUAUGAAAGUUGUAUUGAUGUUUUUUGUGUAAGAUCAUAUCAGUUUAUUCAAAAGAUUAAUUUAGAUGUAACAAAUAAUAAACAAGUAAUAUAUUAUGAGAACUAUAUAUUAUUUAAUAACUCAAAAAGUUUAUUUAUAUAUGAUAUAACAAGUAAUUUUUCUAGUUAUUUUUACAAAAAUUUCUUAAAAAAUAUAGUCAUUUUUGAUUUUAAUAUAAAUUAUUUAUUAUGUUAUAAAAAUAAUUUUGGGAAAUGUCAUAUUCGUGUCCUACAAAUUUUUGCUGAUGCUCAAAAAUGUGAACAUGAGUUAAUUUUUUGUGUAGACUUUUCCUCUAAAUUUAUAAGUCAUGGUAAAUUUCUAGAUGAUGAAAAAAUUAUAGUUGCAAAAAAUGGUAAAAGAUUAAUCAUAUUUGAUUUUAAAAAAGCUAUAGAUAUGUAUCGAAUCAGAAAACUAAAAAAAAAAAUAUUAGACAUACACAAAUCCGUAGAAAAUAUGUUAUUUAUAUUAGUAGAAAAUCAAAUUUUUAUUUUCAAUUUAUCUACAUUUGUAUUCUAUAAAACCGUACAAUUACCUAAGGGCCUUUUUUAUUUUAAGUGGUCCUAUUUCAUAAGAUAUAAAAACCGAAAAAUUAUUUUUUCAUCAGACAAGGGAGUAUAUUAUAUAGAUUAUUCCAUUGAAGAAAAUGUUUAA